AUGAUCAGUGACCGUACUUCCUGCUUGAGAUUAAUGGACAGUGGGGAAAUGUUUACCUAUUUUUGUGUUCUGGUUGUAGCUGGAAGACUUGUCUUCGAACUGUUUUCAGAUAUUUGUCCAAAAACGUGCGAGAAUUUCCGUAGUCUCUGCACAGGUGAAAAGGGCAUUGGAAAAAAAACGAAAAAGCCAUUGCAUUACAAAAAUUGCAUUUUCCAUAGAGUCGUGAAGGACUUCAUGAUACAAGGAGGGGACUUCAGUGAGGGAAAUGGAAGAGGUGGAGAAUCUAUAUAUGGAAGAUUCUUUGAAGGAAAUAAUGAAAACUACUUUAUCAGUCAUGAUAAGGAAUUUAUGCUUUCAAUGGCCAACAGAGGAAGGGGCAGAAAUGGGUCACAGUUUUUUAUAACAACUAAACCUGCACCCCAGUUGGACCGCCUUUAUGUUGUUUUUGGACAACUUAUUUCUGGCCAUGAAGUGGUGAGGGAAAUUGAAAAUCAGAAAACUGACAUUUUUGACAAGCCAUACAUUGGGGUCAAAAUAGAGGACUGCGGAGAAGUGACUCAAAAAUCAGAAGAAAUACUUGAAAGCAAGAAGAAAGAUUCAGUAACAACAAACUGA
This is a messenger RNA of Spea bombifrons (plains spadefoot toad), 615 nucleotides long. Its product is annotated as peptidyl-prolyl cis-trans isomerase G-like. Gene Ontology annotation, molecular function: peptidyl-prolyl cis-trans isomerase activity. NCBI's taxonomy places the organism in Eukaryota, Metazoa, Chordata, Amphibia, Anura, Pelobatidae. Gene Ontology annotation, cellular component: nucleus. The coding region runs from base 1 to 615 and encodes 204 amino acids. The transcript is spliced from 8 exons. Gene Ontology annotation, biological process: protein peptidyl-prolyl isomerization; protein folding. The record is from RefSeq and is a predicted model, not a curated record.